This is a messenger RNA of Hippopotamus amphibius kiboko, 2477 nucleotides long. RefSeq names its product family with sequence similarity 200 member A (gene ZBED8L). The record is from RefSeq and is a predicted model, not a curated record. Bases 656 to 2392 code for a protein of 578 amino acids. NCBI's taxonomy places the organism in Eukaryota, Metazoa, Chordata, Mammalia, Artiodactyla, Hippopotamidae. The transcript is spliced from 3 exons.
GGUUCUGGCGAUCCGAGGGCCCGGGUCCAAGCCCGCCGCCUUUGAUCCCCGGAGUCCCCUCCCUUUUCUGUCCCAGCACCCCAGGCUUCUCCGGGGUUCACGGGACCUCGAGGUGUAAGAUGAGGAAGACCCGAGAGGCUACCAAGCUCCACGGUUUUGUUUUUGCUUUGUUAGUGGAGAAGUUCAAGACUCGUGUUUGCAGAUCACCUGCUCACCCCCAAAUCCGCCACCGUUAAUGGCGGUGAUUAAAGACUAUUGGAAGCCUUGUGAAUGAAAUGAGUUGAGUGCGAUAGGAAAAGAUUACAUACACUUCACCGUCUUCCUUUCAGUUGUGAACUUUCUGAAGGCUCUUUUAAAGGAGUGAUUUCGGACAUCAUGUGAAUUUUUCAGUUGUGGGAGGCAACUGUGCUUGACUUGGAGGGCUGAGUAGUGAAUGGAGUUUGUGGCGGUGCCCUGGAAAGUGCGCUGGGGCGUUGGGAGACUGAUCACCAGCACUCUCUCUGCCGCUGAUGAAGCAGGAUGCUCUUAGACAAAACACCAAAUCUCAAAUUUAUCGAUAGCAAAAGCUGAUCUCAUAAGACAUCUAGGACAAAAAGGCAAGUCCUGCACACAGACCCUGUUUGGAUCAAGUGAGCCAGAUCUUUGAACCUGAACGAUGACUCCUGAAUCAAGGAAUGCUACAGAUUUGUCUCCCCAGGCUCCCCAGGAGAUGGAAAGCAUAGUGAUAGUGAAAGUGGAGGAGGAAGAGGAAGAGGAAGAAGAUGAGGAAGACCAUUUUCAAACAGAAAGAAAUAGCAUAGAGUUAUCACCACAAUUUCUCAGUCAUUCCACAACUAUGAACGAGAGAGCCUUAUUGUCAUCCUAUCUAGUGGCGUAUCGAGUGGCAAAAGAGAAAAUGGCUCACACAGCUGCUGAAAAAAUUAUUCUCCCGGCAUGUAUGGAUAUGGUGCGGACCAUCUUUGAUGACAAAUCAGCUGAUAAAUUAAGAACCAUACCUCUUAGUGAUAAUACGAUAUCUCGUCGAAUCUGUACUAUUGCGAAACACUUAGAAGCGAUGCUUAUGACACGGCUACAGUCUGGUAUAGAUUUUGCAAUCCAACUUGAUGAGAGCACAGAUAUCGCAAGUUGUCCCACACUCUUGGUAUAUGUCAGAUAUGUGUGGCAAGAUGGUUUUAUAGAAGAUCUGUUGUGUUGUUUAAAUUUAAAUUCACAUGUAACCGGGUUAGAUUUAUUCACUGAAUUAGAAAAGUGCAUUGUUGGUCAAUAUAAAUUAAACUGGAAAAAUUGUAAAGGAAUUUCAAGUGAUGGAGCAGCAUAUAUGACAGGGAGACAGAGCAGAGUUAUUGAAAAAUUGUUAGAAGCCACCCAUAACAACGCUGUUUGGAAUCACUGUUUUAUUCACCGAGAAGCUUUGGUAUCCAAAGAAAUUCCACCGAGCCUAAUGGAUGUAUUGAAAAAUGCAGUGAAAAUUGUUAAUUUUAUUAAAGGAAGCUCACUGAAUAGCCGACUUCUUGAAAUAUUUUGUUCAGAGAUCGGAGUGAACCAUACCCACUUAUUGUUUCAUACAGAAGUUCGUUGGUUGUCUCAAGGAAAAGUACUGAGCAGAGUAUAUGAACUCAGGAAUGAGAUCUACGUUUUUCUGAUUGAAAAGCAAUCUCAUUUGGCAAAUAUCUUUGAAGAUGACAUUUGGGUAACCAAACUGGCAUAUUUAAGUGAUAUUUUUGGCAUUUUAAAUGAAUUACAUUUGAAGCUACAAGGGAAAAACAAUGAUAUAUUUCAAUAUCUUGAACACAUUCAAGGAUUCCAAAUGACAUUAUUGUUGUGGCAAGCAAGACUUAAAAGCAAUCGUCCUAGCUACUAUAUGUUCCCAACACUAUUGCAACAUGUUGAAGAGAACAUUAUUCAUGAAGACAGCUUACGAGAAAUAAAAUUAGAGAUAUUAGUUCAUCUCACUUCUUUGUCUCAAACCUUUAACCAUUACUUUCCAGAAGAGAAAUUUGCAUCGUUAAAGGAAAAUAUUUGGAUGAAAGAUCCAUUUGCUUUUCAAACGCCAGAAUCAAUCAUUGAGUUAAACUUGGUGCCUGAAGAAGAGAAUGAAUUACUGCAGCUCAGUUCGUCUUUCACACUGAGGAAUUAUUAUAAGACAUUAAGUUUAUCAGCAUUUUGGAUUAAGAUUAAAGAUGAAUUCCCACUGCUAAGUAGAAAGAGUAUACUGCUAUUAUUACCAUUCACAUCCACCUACUUGUGUGAACUAGGAUUUUCGAUCCUGACACGAUUAAAAACAAAGAAAAGAAACAGGCUCAACAGCGCCCCUGACAUGCGUGUCGCCUUAUCUUCAUGUGUGCCUGACUGGAACGAACUCAUGAACAGGCAGGCACACCCAUCACAUUAAAUGCAAUCUUUAUGCAAUUUUGUUUUUGUACAUUCUUAGGCACUUUCUGUAUAUUGUAUUUAAAUAUUAAUAAAAGUAUGGUUGG